GCCGCCUGAACUUCCAACACGUCAAAAGUGCCCUGAAGUUUAGUAGUUAAAGCGACGUAAAGAAACCUGAGCAGCUGGAGAGUGAUAAUUCCUGCGACAGACUUUGUGACAGGAUGGAUGAGCAAGACAUACCCAUUGACAUUCACGGACACAAGCUCCUCGACUGGCUUGUGUCUCGCAGGGAAGUCAAACGAGACUGGUCAACCAAGACGCGCAUUAUAAGAGAGAAGAUUAACAAUGCCAUCCAAGACAUGCCUGAACAUCCUGAAAUCACAAAACUGCUUUCGGGAACAUACAUAAACUAUUUCCACUGCCUGAAAAUCGUUGAGAUCUUGAAGGAGACGGAAAAGGAUACUAAGAAUAUUUUGGGAUGGUAUGGAUCCCAGCGGAUGAAGGAUUGGCAGGAAAUUACCCGCUUGUAUGAGAAGGAUAGUGUCUAUCUGGCAGAGGCAGCUCACCUACUGAUGCGCAACGUCAAGUAUGACAUCCCAGACCUCAAGCAGCAGAUAUCCAAGGGGACUCACAUACAAGAGGAAUGUGAUCGUAAGGAAGUGGAGUAUGUCAAAUCAGCAGAAGAAGCCAGGAAGAGAUAUGCUCAGAUGUGUAAACAGAUCGGCAUUCCUGGAGAGAAGAUAAAACAUGAAAUAUUGGCACUGUUAAAGGAGCUUCCGGGGGAGUUUGCUGAAAUAGCCAAGAAAACCAAAACCCUCGAAGGUGCACGUCAGCUUUACAUGGAUUUCUUAACUUUUACCCUAGAGGAAGACUGCAACUGCCUCCCUAUGUUGAAGUACAUCAUAGAACAUGGGAACGUGACAACAUAUGAAUGGACAUACGGUGAGCCGCCUUGCCAGAUUGAGGAGCCGCAGAUCGAGAUAGAGUUGGACGAUGAUGAUGAUCAAAAAGCAGAUGCUGGUGAAAUUGAUUUUGGUGAUGUUGGGGGCACUAUUGACUUCAGUACUGCAGAUAUUGAGUUAGCAGAAGACCUGACCACAGGAGAUAUUGACUGGGGAAAUCUUGGCACUGAGGAAUCUCAGACCAUUGAUUGGGGUGUAGAUGUGAAUGAUGUUGCAACAGUGGAUAUUGUGGUUGAAGACUCAGGUGUGUCUGGAGGUGUUGCUAAAGGAACUGAGGCUCUUACAUUACUGUACAACCCCAAGACUCGUGCACAACUGAUUGAUGAGUUGUAUGAAUUGGAAGGAUUCUUGAAACAGCGUCUAAUAGAACUGGAAAGUGAGGAAUCGAGCUUCUCAAUCAACCAGUUCUCAAGUGCUCCCAUCUCAGUGCAAGACCAAUCCAAAGAGCAGUUGGAGGUUAUGGUCAACCACAUCCGGAAUGUCAUCGACCCUCUUGGCACAAACAAGAUGCAGCACCUCUUCCUGAUUUACUCUUCUCCAAAAUAUGUUGAUAGGCUUGCUGCAUCACUCAGGUCAAAGCUAACAGUUGCCGAUAAAUUUGUGAUUUCUCAAGAAGGAGUUCGCCAGCGUAGGCUGGAUGCUCAACAAGAGCAGCAGAAAGUCCACCCGAAGUUGGCAGUGAUGAUUGAGAGAUCAAAGGAGCUGAAAGUCAAUAUUGAAGAACAUAUCUCCAAGCGUUAUAAAAACAGACCUGUCAAUCUGAUGGCUCUUGGCCUAUCUAUGACAUAAAUGGGGCCUGUCUGACUAGUAAAUUAGUUUAUAUACACUUUUUCUGUCUUCAGUGGGAUAUAUUGUUAUUAAUAUUUUUUUUUAUUAUGGUUUAAAUAAACAGUAUAAGGUAUAAA
Messenger RNA from Penaeus indicus, 1759 nucleotides. Its product is annotated as CDK5 regulatory subunit-associated protein 3-like. Gene Ontology annotation, biological process: regulation of mitotic cell cycle; regulation of cyclin-dependent protein serine/threonine kinase activity. Gene Ontology annotation, cellular component: endomembrane system. The coding region runs from base 114 to 1643 and encodes 509 amino acids. The record is from RefSeq and is a predicted model, not a curated record. The transcript has 11 exons. NCBI's taxonomy places the organism in Eukaryota, Metazoa, Arthropoda, Malacostraca, Decapoda, Penaeidae.